AUGCUGCAAUUCCCGGCGCUGAUGCGGCAGUGGCCGUCGCCGCCGCUGAUUCCGGCGUCCACACUCCUCCCCGUGCCCGCAACUACCCAGGAGGACGAGCUCCUCCUCGCCAUGGCCGAAUCCGACCUCGAGGACAAGGUACUGCUGCUCUUCCCCUUCCUGCCCGUGUCCUUCGUCCCCACCGCACGCCGCGGCUCUAACGCCUGCCCCGUUCUGCUCUUUCUUGCUCUCGCCUCUCAGCUGAAUGCGAUCCGCAAGACCAACAGCAACCUGGUGAUCAUAGGCAAGCCUACCAACGACGUCAAGGAGGAGUACGACGCGGAGGUGGAGGAGGACGACGUCGACAACGUCGACGAGUCCGACGGGGACGACUUCGACCAAGAAACCGGCUGA
Triticum turgidum subsp. durum (durum wheat) is the source of this 393-nucleotide messenger RNA. The record is from the annotation of a GenBank genome assembly. NCBI's taxonomy places the organism in Eukaryota, Viridiplantae, Streptophyta, Magnoliopsida, Poales, Poaceae.